Messenger RNA from Talpa occidentalis (Iberian mole), 2552 nucleotides. RefSeq names its product vomeronasal type-1 receptor 4-like. The transcript has 2 exons. Gene Ontology annotation, cellular component: membrane. Gene Ontology annotation, molecular function: pheromone receptor activity. The record is from RefSeq and is a predicted model, not a curated record. NCBI's taxonomy places the organism in Eukaryota, Metazoa, Chordata, Mammalia, Eulipotyphla, Talpidae. The coding region runs from base 285 to 1304 and encodes 339 amino acids. Gene Ontology annotation, biological process: G protein-coupled receptor signaling pathway.
GGGUGGGAAAAAGAGGGCCAGGUGCAGCUCUCCUCUCGGCCCGAACCGAGGAAUGAGUCUGGAGAACCAGGAUCCCCUGUGUGCCUGUGCGCCCUCCUCUUCACGGGGUCUGGAGAGGCCGCCUCAGGAGUCGUGAGGAAGGAAGUUACCUUGCCUGGGGCACGUCAGAGCCGUGAGUCCUGGUUGUCCGUUCAGCCACUGAAGUCUCGAAAGGAUGAGCGCCUUGACGUGAACAUGUCAGAGCGGGAGCUGUGCUGGGAGGGGAGGUCAGGGCUGCACCUGCCAUGAUCCAGGAGCCUGAGCCUCGGGUUCCUGGACAGGGUCCUCCUGCUCAGAAGGCCCACGUCAGCGUGGGAACUGGCAGGAUGGACGCCAGGCAUUUGGCCGUACAAAUGAUUUUCUUCUUCCAAAUUGUACUCGGGCUUCUGGGGAACCUCUCUCUCCUUUCCCAUCACCUCUUUGUCUCUCUCACUGGCUGUCGGCCGAGGGCCACCGAUUUCAUUGUCAAGAACCUGAUUGUGGCCAAUUGCCUGGUCCUCAUGUCGGGUGGAAUCUGCUAUCCAGUGACAUUCUCUGGGGAGAUCCCCAUCCUUAACGACUUUGGAUGCAGAUUUUGCCAUUAUGCGCGACAGGUGGGCAGGGGCAUGUCCAUCAGCACCACCUGCCUCCUGAGUGUGGUCCAGGCCGUCACCAUCAGCCCCUGGUGCUGCAGGGGGGCAGGACUGAGAGGGAAACCUCCCAAGUGCGUCCUGCCCUGCAUUGCCCUGUCCUGGGUCCUGAGCCUUCUGGUAAAUUCCAUCAUUGCCAUGUUCAUGUCUAGCAAUUCCAGUGACAAAAAUGACACAAGCAGGAAAAGGUAUGGACAGUGUUCCUCUGUUCGUCUCGACCCAGCCAGAGACUUCUUAUAUGGGGCUUUACUCUCCUUCCCCGAGGUUGUGUUUUUUGUGACCAUGGUCGGGUCCAGCGGCUCCAUGGUCUACACCCUGUCCCGGCACAGGCAUCGGGUCCGGCACCUUCAUGGGUUCUCCUCCUCCACGUCCUCCCCCGAGUCUAGGGCCACUCACACCAUCUUCAUCCUGGUCAGCACCUUCGUCUGCUUUAACAUCAUUUCCUCUGUGCUGAAGAUGGUUGUGGCUGUUAUGUAUAAUCCCGACUGGUAUCUUUAUAACAUCAAUACAGUAAUCACACUGUGUUUCCCGACUCUCUGUCCUUUUCUGCUCUUGAGCCAGGAAUACAAGGUGUCCCUGCUGUGCUCUGCCCGGAUGAGGAAUAGUAAAUGCCACAAACCCUUGAGAAAUAUGUAAACUGCGUGUGAGUGCACGGUCAUUUAUUCAUUCGAUAAUUCGCUCAACAUCCCCAGUGCUAACUGCAGUCGUGAGUGACUUAUGGUUUAUGGACAGGCGGAGCAGCCUCUUCACAGCAAGUGUUUUUGGAUCAGUCACCGUAACGAGGUCUGUACAGGGGUCCCUAAUACUCCUGUGUGGAACAAAGCCUUGCGCCAGUGGUUAGCAGUGUGUGGGAGACAGCAUGUGGUCCGGACACUCUGGCAUAGCAGAGAGGCCUCAACUGUGUCACUUUCAUUCUCACAGUAAGUUCUGAGAUGUUCCUAAGGGAACAUUAGGAAUGUUCCCAUCCUAACGGAAUGGAGCUGAGGACACAAGGAAAUGGCACAGUGGGUGCAGGGCAGCCCUGAGGUGGAGUCAGCUGUCCUGAGGGGAGACCCUGGCAAGAGUCAGGCUUCGGCAGCAGCUUUCAGUCUUGCACAUUCCACCCUCAGGGAGGCGGAGCCCUUAUUUGAGAAUGGAGUGCGAAGGCGAUUCUGUGCCAGAGCAUCCUCUGGUAGACCUGCGGACGGAUGGGCUGGGUCCAGCGGCACCGACGCACAGCUUAACUGGUUUUGAGCACCAGAGGGUGAGGGUGAUGGUGAGGAUUCAAGGAGACGAGCUUUGCGUGGCCUGGGGUGUGCAGGAGCAAAAUCUCUCUCACGGUGAAGGGGAUGUGAGCAGGGUUGCAAGACACAGAGUGGAGGUGCCCAGUCGCUCAGGGUGGAGGCUCAGGAAACUCGGCACCUGGGCAGAUGCACUUGGAAGGAAAGAGCUGGAUCCCCUGUGUGUUCACGGUGCCAAGGGCGUGUGUCCUCAGUCUCAGGAGGGGCAUGUAUAGAGCUUGCUCUGAAUGUACAGCGUGGAGCUCACGCAAAUUAUGAAGCAUUCAACAGUGUGCGACUCAAAGCACUUAUUGUGACAGACUUGUCUGUACAUAUCUGAGCUCACGUGACACACUUUCUCAGACCACAAAGCACAAAGAGGAGAAGCUCAUGGACGCUCACAUCGUACAACUGCAUUUUGUUUCCAUGUGUGCCCAUGCAGAUCUGCAGAUGUGUGUCAGCGAUCACAUGUGUGGCCUGCGUGCUUGUAGUGUAGGCACCUGUAUCCGUGUCCACCUACAGCAAUCAUGUCAUUUAUCGACGCAUUAGAACGUCCUAAUUUGAGAGAAAUGACCAAUCCUAUUAUAUAGAAUAGUGACAUUUCUUAAAGUGUGUUUUAUCUGGU